AUGGAUUGCGCCGGAAAGGGGCGUGGAACUCGGUGCAUGGGCUCAGCUCGUAGGCGCUGCGGUCGGUGUGGUGCUGUUGCUUAUUGCUCGGUCUCUCAUCAGAUGUCGCACUGGAAUGAGCAUAAAGAAGAGUGUGAAAGAUUAGAGAAGCAAAUGAAGCAAGUAGGUGUCUUGAAUGAUUUCCCUUUUACUUUUUCUCAAGAAGCUACUUCUCAGGUAGGUGUGGGAAAAGCAAGGGAGCCAAAGGAUGAUAGUUGGAAUCUCCCCAGUGACCUAUGUCCAUGUCAUGGGCCCAUAUCACCAAUAUCGGAGUGUUUAAGCAGUUGGCUGGAUUACUAUGAGUGGAGGUGCAUUCCUCUACAUUCACCUGUUGCUUUACUUCUUCACUGGCCACUUACAAUUUACCAUGCUGCCCAAAUUGCUUGUGUAAGGAACUUGAUUGUUGAAACUCAUAAACUGUGCAUACACUAUCUUGGGCCUGAAAAAGAGCUUCUACAACUUGCUGCCUUUGGAGAGUUGCUUGCUUUGUUCCCUGGUGUGCAGGUGCAUAUAGAGUUUAUUGGACCCGCAAUUCCACAACAUAGGGACGGUGAGAAGAUUGUUCUAUGCAGUUGUGCCCAUUGCAUGGAUGCAGAUUGCAUUUGCAAAUCCUCAAGUGAGAAUCUCAGCCGUGUUGCAACCACCGGUAAAUCUACAUCAAUGACAAUACAGCUUCGCAGUGGAUUUUACCACGACCAUUACAGGGAUUUAGCUGAGGUCUUCUUCCCACCUGAUUUGUUUCCUCAUUUAGUGAUUGCUCCAAAUGCUGGUGUUGCUGCAUAUCCAAGCUGGUUGCCUACUAUUGAACUGAUAAAGAAGAUGAAUGUCACAGCAAUAUUUUCUGAUUAUUGUGAAGAAGCUUGUCAUCUAGCUGCUUGCUGCAUAAAAAGUGGAACUGGCUGUUCUCUCUCACUUCCCCAGUCAUUGCUGAAGGUUCGGAAUGACAUCUUUCGUGCUGAAUGCCUGGUUAUGGAGAUUAUGCUUGGGCCUUUUGCCCAUCUCUUGCUACCACAAGAUUGGAACUUCAGAUUGUUUCAGAUUGUUCCACUUCGGAUAGCCAAAGUCAUGGGACUCGGCAGCAAGUUAGUUAUUUGCUGA
Molecule: messenger RNA, 1137 nt
Organism: Dovyalis caffra
Lineage: Eukaryota; Viridiplantae; Streptophyta; Magnoliopsida; Malpighiales; Salicaceae
Source: the annotation of a GenBank genome assembly